Hibiscus syriacus is the source of this 3112-nucleotide messenger RNA. Its product is annotated as autophagy-related protein 18f-like. Gene Ontology annotation, biological process: response to starvation; autophagy. Bases 207 to 2675 code for a protein of 822 amino acids. The transcript has 8 exons. The record is from RefSeq and is a predicted model, not a curated record. Gene Ontology annotation, molecular function: protein binding. NCBI's taxonomy places the organism in Eukaryota, Viridiplantae, Streptophyta, Magnoliopsida, Malvales, Malvaceae. Gene Ontology annotation, cellular component: cytoplasm.
UAGUUUUCCUUAACUUUUUCUAUAAAAAAAAGUUGGUUUUAUUUUAUUUGUUUUUCAAAUGGAAAUAUCUGUAACCUGAUUUUUUUUCUUCAAUUAAAAUGUUGUUUCUUUCUGGGUUUUCAUAAUUUCUUCUAAGUUUCUUAUUAAAAGGAGAAAUUUGUGGAUAGUUUUGAUUUUGGGUUUCCCUUAAUUGGGUGUUGAGGGUUAUGAGGAAUAGUGGAGAUGGACACGGGCAAUCCAAAACUCAAGUUGGAAGUGUCGUUUCUAGGUCCGCUCGGAGUUCGUUCCGAGCCAUUUCCAGCUACUUAAGGAUCGUUUCUUCCGGUGCUUCCACCGUGGCACGGUCGGCAGUUACCGUGGCAUCAUCGAUUGUUGAUAGGGAAGAUGAUUCUGAGUAUGAUCAGGUUAAUUGGGCUGGGUUUGACAAGUUAGAAGGCGAGGGAGAUGUCAUUCGACAAGUUCUUCUUCUUGGUUAUCGGUCUGGUUUCCAGGUUUGGGAUGUUGAAGAAGCAGAUAAUGUCCGCGACUUGGUUUCGAAGCGCGAAGAUCCUGUGUCAUUUAUGCAAAUGCUACCGAAACUGGAGGCAGCAAAGAGAUUGGAUGACAAGUUUGCAGACAGCCGUCCCCUUUUGGUAGUUUGUGCCGAUGGCUCCCUCUCCAGGGACAAUGACAUACAGGGUAGAUGUAAUGGAAGCACACCCAACCAUGAUGCUGGGAAUGGUACUGUUGUGCCUACCGUUGUCCUGUUUUAUUCCUUGAGAUCUCAAUCGUAUGUACAUAUGCUAAAGUUCAGAUCAGCUGUUUAUUCUGUAAGGUGCAGUUCUCGAAUUGUUGCUGUAGCUCAAGCAGCUCAGAUACAUUGUUUUGAUGUCACAAAACUAGAGAGAGAAUAUACCAUUCUUACGAAUCCGAUAGUCUCAGGCUGCCCUGGUUCUGGGGGUAUAGGUUACGGACCUGUAGCGGUUGGUCCUAGGUGGCUCGCUUAUAGUGGAAGUCCGGUUGUAGGCUCUGAUUGUGGACGUGUCAGUCCACAACAUCUUACACCUUCUGCAAGUUUCCCGGGUUUUUCUUCAAAUGGGAGCCUUGUUGCACACUAUGCAAAAGAAUCAAGCAAGCAACUUGCUGCUGGCAUUGUAACCUUGGGAGACAUGGGAUAUAGGAAAUUGUCGAGAUACCUUCCUGAUUCAUACAAUUAUCUGCAAUCUGGAAGUCCUGGAUGGAAAGGCAACGGAACUGUUAAUGGCCAUUUAGUGGAUGUCGAUAACAUCGGAAUGGUAAUUGUCAGAGAUAUUGUCAGUAAAGUUGUAAUCACUCAGUUUAGGGCGCACAGAAAUCCUAUUACAGCAUUAUGCUUUGAUCCUAGUGGGACGCUUCUUGUGACAGCUUCUGUUCAGGGUCAUAAUAUCAAUGUAUUCAAGAUUAUGCCUGGACCUGGAAACUCAUCUGCUUGUGAUACACAAACAUCAUACACUCAUCUGUACCGGCUGCAGCGUGGUAUUACAAAUGCUGUAAUACAGGAUAUUAGUUUCAGUGAUGAUAGCAACAGGAUCAUGAUUAGUUCUUCAAGAGGGACAAUCCAUCUAUUUGCUAUCAAUCCAAUGGGAGGAUCUGUAUGUCUUCAGUCUGGUGAUGCUGAUUUUGCCCAUAAAAAUGGCAGUUUGGGUGUUAUGACUAAGCCACAAGUUCCACGGCUGCCAAAUUCAAGUCUUUGUGCAUCUGGACCCCCUGUUACACUUUCUGUUGUUAGCAGAAUAAGAAACGGGAGUAAUGGUUGGAGAGGUACUGUAAGUGGUGCUGCGGCUGCUGCGACUGGCAGGAUGGGUUCCCUUUCAGGGGCCAUUGCUUGCUCUUUCCAUAACUGCAAAGGCAAUAAUUUUUUGCUUUCUGAGAGCAGCUCUUUAAAGGGAAAAUACCACCUUUUGGUUUUCUCUCCUUCCGGAUGUAUGAUACAAUAUGCUUUACGACCAUCAGCUGAGCUUGAUUCGACACCUGUUGUUACUGGAUUGAACACAACAUAUGAGUCAACUACAGAUUCUGAUGUAAGGUUAGUAGUCGAGGCAAUCCAGAAGUGGAAUAUAUGUCAGAAACACACACGAAGGGAGCGGGAUGAUAAUGUUGAUAUAUAUGGUGAGAAUGGAACAUUAGAUAACAAUAAAGUAUAUCCUGAAGAAGCAAAAGAUGGAAGUACAUACCCUAACCCCUCCUGUACUGUCAACAAAGCAAAUACAAACUCUCAGGAAAAACAUAAUUUGUAUAUUUCAGAAGCUGAACUGCAGAUGCAUGAGACUCGGGUGUCACUGUGGGGAAAACCACAGAUGUACUUUCAAUCAAUGGUGAUGGAUAGCAUCAAAAUGGCCGAAGAAAAUGCUUUUGGCGGGGAAAUAGAAAUUGAAAACUUUCCAACCCACAUGAUUGAAGCACGGUCGAAAAACUUGGUUCCGGUUUUUGACUACGUUCAAACUCCUAAGUUCCAGCAAGCAAGGAUUCGAACUGUAUAUAGCAAUAGCAAUGGACACCUGCUGCAUCAAAGGUCCGGGCCGCCUGAAAAUGGCAGGCUUUCACAUAGAACCUGCUCUGGCUCUCUUGACACCGUGACUGAAAAUGGUGCUCCACUCUCUGAACUCCACACUAGCAGCGAAGGAACCAGUUUGAAUGGUCCUAAUAUGCCUCCAUAGGAACCGAAGGCUUUUGUAAAUAACAGUCAUAGCAUCUCGAAAUUAUAAUAGAGAGAGCUUAAGAAUGGAAAGCUCAACUCAAGUUUGUAAAUAAUAACAGCGAAAGCCUCAAGAGAUGGAGAAUCAUUUCGAAGAUGAAGCUAAUGAAGAUUAUGGUUAGAGGUAAUCUGAACCCUUUAUUAAGUCGUUCAAGACGAAGCAGCAAUUCCUUCGGCUAAGCAUUGAUUCUUCCUAUUAUUAUCGUGAAUUGAAUUCGACAUCUCUCCCAAUUCCAGGGGUGCAUAUAUUCUUCUGAUACUAUGGGGCUGGAAAUAUGUAAACAGAGGCAAAGCUGAACCUGUGGAUAUUAUGUUGUGAGGUUUCUCAUAUGUUAAACUUUGUAAAUAAGAGACCAAUAUUUAGCUGUGAUAUUUAAUGUAAAUAAUAGCAUUACUUUA